AUGGAAAACCAGUUAUCUUAUGCUAGUUUAAUACCACAUGUGAGAAUAAUGAGAAUGCUAGGUUUUUACCAAUUAGAUACGAAAGCACCAAAGGUGUAUCGAAUCAUGCAUUACAUUUAUAUGCGUUUGAUUCUUUCAUUAUUUGUAUUGUAUUGUAUUCAGCAAUUUUUGAAACUCUUGGAAGUGCGUGACGAUGCCGACAAAGUAAUGAGUACAAUGUUUUUAUUUUUAACAUACACUGACUGUAUCUUUAAAGCCGUCGUUGUAAUGAUGAAAACAGAUGAAAUCGAAGAGCUUUUUGAUGUUAUGAAAGGAUCUCUAUAUAAUCAAGGUGAUCCCGAACAUCGACCAAUCUUACUAGAAGCUGGAAGACAGGCACUUAUUGUUCUGCGAACGUUUAACUACAUGUGUAUUAUUACCUGUUGUCUUUGGGUUCUACAUCCAACCAUAAAGCACAUUCAAGGAAAAAUAAUUGAAUUUCCAGUAUGGCUGCCGUUUGAAUACAACUCAAACCCACGAUACUACUUCGCUGCUCUUUACAUUAUUACUCAGACAACGUGGGAGGGCUACGCGAAUAGUACGAUUGAUGUCCUUAUAGUCUUUUUAUUGGUGCAGUGUAAAGCACAGAUAUCUAUUAUCAGAGUAGAACUCCAAAGCCUAGUGUUGAGAAGUCAAGAGGAAGCAAUGGAAUUAUCCAGCGAUUUCGUCUCUAUUGCUGAGAGACGUAUUAAGAAAAUAUUAAUACAUCACAGUCAAAUUGUGAAAAUGGCCGAAAAGAUUCAAGAUAUAUUUGGUUAUGCUGUCUUUUAUCAGCUAUUGGUAGCGGGCUGGAUACUAUGCACAUCGGCUUAUAGAAUGGCCAGUGUUACACCCGUAUCCGUGGAGUUUUUGUCUAUGCUGAUGUACAUAAGUUGUAUCUUAUUACAAGUAUUCAUUUACUGUUAUUUUGGAAGUGAAGUUACAUAUGAGAGUGAAAUAUUAACGGGAUCUGUGUACUCUAUGAACUGGCUGGAUUUACCAGUAAAACUACGACGGACCAUUAUCAUUUUCAUGGAGAGAAUCAAACGUCCCAUUACACCAAUGGCUUGUUACAUUGUACCAUUUUCCAAUGCCACAUUCGUAUCGAUUGUACGAAGUUCUUAUACUUUUUACGCAUUUUUGAAGAACUCAAACUAG
Molecule: messenger RNA, 1176 nt
Organism: Achroia grisella
Lineage: Eukaryota; Metazoa; Arthropoda; Insecta; Lepidoptera; Pyralidae
Product: odorant receptor 94a-like
Exons: 9
Coding region: 1-1176 (391 amino acids)
Biological process (GO): sensory perception of smell; detection of chemical stimulus involved in sensory perception of smell
Cellular component (GO): plasma membrane
Molecular function (GO): odorant binding; olfactory receptor activity
Source: RefSeq, a predicted model, not a curated record